Molecule: messenger RNA, 5892 nt
Organism: Meriones unguiculatus (Mongolian gerbil)
Lineage: Eukaryota; Metazoa; Chordata; Mammalia; Rodentia; Muridae
Product: zinc finger protein 180-like
Exons: 5
Coding region: 2416-4383 (655 amino acids)
Biological process (GO): positive regulation of reciprocal meiotic recombination
Cellular component (GO): nucleus
Molecular function (GO): histone H3K36 methyltransferase activity; recombination hotspot binding; histone H3K4 methyltransferase activity
Source: RefSeq, a predicted model, not a curated record
CAUGCGAUACAGUCGGGGCCCCUUACUGGUUUGGAGGAAGGAGGGAGCUUCGAGACCACAUAGUUGAUGAGUUGUCCCUGCUUGUCAUCAGGUUGCUUCUUUAUUCCUGUCACGGGGAGCAGAGUCUCUCCUGUUUCCUGGGCAUGAAAUGUGACCCUGAUGUGGGGAGAGUGGGCCCGUUUAGUCUACUGAAUCCAUUAUAGGGUGUGUCACCUGUAGCUCCUAAAUAACAGAAUCUGGUGGCCUUAGGGCUAUCUGCAGAAUCAGCUCAGAGGGUAGGGAGAUACCACGGUGCAUUGGGGAUGUGACCUGAGCAGUUUCGGGUCUGCGAUCUAAAGCACUGAGAGGCCCUCUUCUCCCAUCCCUAUUUCGUGGAGAGCCUUCCAGUGCCCAGAUUCUUCUUCCCAGAGGGGAGCUGUGUCACUGUCUCUGUACUCUUGAUCAGGUGUUUGUGUUGGAAGCACCAGCCAGCAUUCUGGAAAGGCAGUUCUACCCUGGGCAGACACUUUCCUUGCAAAGCUGGGAGUGUCCUGUUUGUUGGAGAUACAUGUGGCUUCUGUUCCUAGAUCAGACAUGAUGACAACCAACCAAAGAAAUGGUCACACCCCAGUUUAGCUGGUGGGUUUAUUUUUGUUCCUUACAGAAGUAUGGGUGAAGGAGCACCCACACAUAGGAGCAUGGAUGACUCAGCUACGUCACUGAAAAGCCCACGGGGGAUGAUGACUCAGGAAAGCUGCAUCUCUGGAGAUGCCUGCAGACUGGAAGGCAGCUCAUCUGGGCAGGGUCCCCCUCCCCAGCCGGUGCUUGUAUAAGCUUGUGGAAGGGUGUGUGUGUGUGUGUGUGUGUGUGUGUGUGUGUGUGUGUGUAUGCAUCUUAAAGUCUCAGCUUAUGAGAUUUUUGUGUUUUGUUUAGUUCCGAGUCUUAAGAGCCCCCUUCUCCCUGUAGACAGGAGCAUUUUGGUUUGGAGAAAGUGGGUACACACAGAGCAGGCUGGUGCUCCCAGUUCUUGCCUCAGGAGAGGCAGCUUUGCUUCAGAUUAUAAUCCUUUAGACAGUCCUUUACCAGAUCGAGGGUGCCAGGGUCUAGCAGAAGAUUCUCAGCAGAAGGCCCCUGUGCGUGCCAGGGUUAGAGGAUCUUGACCUGAAUCCCAGCACCCAUGUAGACUAAUGUAGGGUUCUGAAGUGUUCAAGUUCAGUUCACAGCUAGGAGGUAAGGAAUCUACAACUCAAAGGACUCCCCAGCUCUAUGCAGGAGGUAGAUGCUACAAGCAUCUUUAAAGAGUUGGUACCUUUGUUUUGGGCUAUUCUGCCUUGAAACAAGAGACUGCCUAGAUUUUUAAGAUGGUGGUAUAGAAGACAGGGAAGCAGCUCCAGCCCAGGCGUGAGAACCCUUAGUCAAGUGCUGAGGUCCCAGGACUGGUUCUGGACCUAUAUGCUCAGAUUUAGGUAAUAUAUUUUAACUGCAGCUCUGCAUGGGAGACCUUGGGACCUUUGUGGCAGCUGUGACUUAAGGCACCAGGGGAUACAGACUCCUAUAAGAACUCCAACUGGAGCUGGGGGUGUAAUUCAGUUGGUUAAGUGCAUGGAUGAAGCCCACGGUUUCACCUCUAGCACUUCAUAAACCAGGUCUGUAAACACAGCACUUGGGAGGUAAAGGCAGGAGAAAGGUGAGUGUGAGGCCAGCCUAGACUACAUGAGACCCUGUCUCAAAAACUAAGGAUCCACAACCAAGACAAAAAACGAGCCCCAGACUGGCAGAGUGCCCAGUCCAGAAGAUCCUGGGGUGGGAACCUGCUGGGGUGAAAGCCAUGUUCCACAGGGCCCAGCUAGAAAUGUACUUUAGAUAUAGUGCUGGGUCUAUGUGGAUUUUGCUGUACUCACAACCAUUUGAUGCUCAAGUGUGGAGUAAGACAGGGUCUCCCUGGGAUUCAGGUACCCAGGAAGGUAUUACAGCAGCAAUUUGCCAGGUUGAGACUCAAGCCAGGGCCUGCUGGUGUGGGUGGAGGGAAGGAGGUAGGGCUAUUUAUUAGUGCUGGAGUGAGAAAGCUGGGGGCUGGGGUGUGGCUCAGUUGGGUAGAUGCUUAUGAGCAUGCUCAGACCCUGGGUUCCGUCCUCAGCACCACAUAAGCCAGCAAGGGGUUAGGGUGGGCUUGAGUGCCUAGGGUGGGCUUGGUCAACUGCUGCCCUGCUUUCCAAGAUGGUGACAUCCAGUUGGCACAAAGACCUCUGAGCUGCAGGAGUACAGGUUCUGGGCUUGGCAGAGGCCAGUAUGCGCUGUGCCUGCCAGAAGUCCCCAGUCUUGGGUAGACUAUUGCAGCUUUUGGUCUGAAAGCCCUCCAGACAGAUGGAGGAAUUGGUUUGAGCUACAAAUUCAGACCCUGAGGGUUUGGCUCGGCACCACCCACUGGAGGAGACCAUGGAGCAGCAAGAUGAGCAGUCCCUGGAGUCCCUGCAGGCCUGUGUGGAGAAUUUUGUUCUACCCCAAGAGAUGAUCAUCGAAGUGGAAGGAGAAGAUGCUGGGUCACUGGACGUCGUGCCCCAAGAAAGCAGAGACUUCAAGAUUGUGACUGUGGACCUCACUGAGCAGGAGCAGAGCACUUGGAACAGUGCCCAGAAAACCCCAGAGAGAACUGUGAUCCUGGGGGGCCACAGGGACCUGUGGGACUUGCCACCUGUACAUGGAAUCGAAACAACCUCAAAGCAGACAGUGUCUGAUGAAGAACCCUCGCAUGGAGUGAAAAUAGAGGGGUUGGCAAGAGAUGAUCCUUGGCUAUCUUCAUGUGAAGAGCUCCAUGAUUAUGAGGAGCAGUUGGACAAACAGCAGGAUAAACAGGAGGAAGUGGCCUUUACUCAAGGGAGAGCUGGUCCUCCUGAGACGGUGUACAGGGGUGAUGAACUUGACAGGAGUUGCCUGAGUACCAGCCGGGUUUCUUUUCCCAUGAUACCACUCAGAAACCAUUUUCAUAAACAGGUAUCACAUAUUAGAAAGUUACAUGGUGAUACUGUUACAAACAGGUAUCAGAAGAGUAGUGAUAACACAGAUCUCCCUGAAAAUGACAAAUGUGGAAAAGUCCCUCAGAGCAUUCAUCUCACUCAGUGUACAAGAACCCCAAAAGGAGAUAAACCCAAUGAAUUUAAAGGUUGUAUUCAACCUAUUGGCCAUGGUAUACCCCUAAAUCUGCAUAAAAAAGGUCCUUUAGAAGGUAAAACCUUUGGCUUUAAAGGGCGUGGGCAAGUUUUGAACCAUAACAUAGUCCUCAGUGAAGAACAGAGGGUUCUUGUUAAAGAGAGCCAGUAUAAAUGUAUUAAAACUGCCCCAAAUCCAUCUCUGCCUCAAAAUAUGAGAAACUAUUCUGAAGAGAAACGUUUUGAAUGUAAGUAUUGUGGCAAGUCCUUCAGCUGGAGUUCGCAUCUCAUUGCACACCAAAGAACUCAUACAGGGGAAAAGCCAUACAAAUGCAACCUGUGUGGAAAGUUCUUCACCCGCAGCUCACAUGUUGUUUCUCAUCAGAGAAUUCAUACUGGAGAGAAACCAUACAGAUGCAAUCUGUGUGGGAAGUCUUUUACCCAAAGGUAUGUUCUUGUGGUGCAUCAACGAACUCAUACUGGCGAGCGGCCUUAUGAAUGCGGCCAGUGUGGGAAGUCCUUCAGGCAGAGCUACAAACUUAUUGCACAUCAGAGAACUCAUACAGGAGAGAAGCCAUACGAAUGCACUCAGUGUGGGAAAUCAUUUAUCCAGAGUUAUAAGCUUAUUGCACAUCAGAAAAUUCAUUCUGGAGAAAAACCGUAUGAAUGCAAUCACUGUGGGAAGUCCUUUAGUCAAAGCUAUAAGCUUGUUGCACAUCAGAGAACUCACACAGGAGAAAAGCCUUUUGAGUGUAAUUACUGUGGGAAAUCAUUCAGCUGGAGCUCUCAGCUGGUGUCGCAUCAGAGAACACACACAGGAGAGAAACCGUAUGAGUGUAAUGAGUGCGGGAAGUCAUUCAAUCGCAGUUCACAUCUUGUUAUGCAUCAGAGAAUUCAUACUGGAGAGAAGCCGUAUCAGUGUAAGCAGUGUGGGAAAUCUUUUAGUCAGAGUUACGUGCUUGUUGUUCAUCAGAGGACCCACACUGGAGAAAAGCCCUAUGAGUGUGGCCAGUGUGGAAAGACCUUCCGGCAGAGCUCCUGCUUUACUCAGCACCAAAGAACGCACACUGGCGAGAAGCCCUAUGAGUGUAAUCAGUGUGGAAAAAGGUUCAGUCUGAGCGCCCGGCUUAUUGUCCACCAGCGAACUCAUACUGGGGAAAAACCCUACAAAUGCAGCCAAUGUGGGAAGGCGUUUAUUAGCAGCUCUAAACGCAGUAGGCACCAGGCUACUCAUAGCGAGGAGUCCUGUAAGUCCUGACUUAGUUGAGAGUCUGAGUUUAUUCCUGUCAGUCGAGUCCUUUCUAAAGUUGUAUCUGAGGGAAUGCAUUUGGUGGGAAGUAAGAGUGAGAAGAAUUCACACAGACCCUUUCAUUAUCCCUGUGUCGCAGGUAGAAAAGAGUAAGGCUUUAGUGUGACAGAUAAGGAUCAGAAGCCCCUGGAGAAGAAAAACCUUACAAACUGGCAGAGAUUCUUUCUUGGAUGGCUCUGUGCAGGCAUCAUCCCUAAGCUGAUCACAGAAGGCACAACCUAGACCCAGAAAAACUGAGUUUAGAUCAUAUACUGCACACUUAGUUCAGAUCCCCUCUUGUUUGUGAGUUCUGGCCUGGUCCUUGAGAGCCCAGCCUCUCUGUUGUAAAGCUGACUAAGUUAAGCUCAGGAGGUGCGUGCUCAGCAAUAUCUUGACUGAAAAGGUAAUCAUUGGCCACCAGUUCUGCUCUCCUACUUUCUAGCUCUUUUCCUUCAUGUUACUAGGUAGCCGGGCCAUGUCCUCUCACCUCAUAUCUCCACCUAGAGUCUUCAUGCCUAUACACUUCAGGUAGAUGAGCCAUUCAGUUUCUCUUUCAUGCAGGCUUGACCAGUCAGGCUCCGGUCGUAGGCAAAUGGUAAACUCACGUUUGACUACCCUACUUCUCUUUACAGGAGCUGCCUUUAUAUCUCAAAGCUUUGCUUGCUCUUCUACUAUCCUCACUAGUCAUUCCUUGCAAUCCAGAGACAACAUAGGGUACACUGCCUCAGAUUGACAGGCAGCCACUGAGUUUUCAGGCCCCUAGUCCUCUAAGCUCACCUGAGCCAAGGAAUUGUCUCUGUUGCCCUCAUAGCUCCGCACAGUACUGCUGUGGAUGCUGGCCAUGAGCUUCCUGUUUAAGAAAAUUCACAAGCAGAGUCCAAUGUGGGCCAGCAUGGACUAAACGCCUAUCACUAGUGAGGCUGAAUCAAGAGGGUUCUGAGUUCAAGACCAGGUUGGGCUACAUGGCAAGACUGUCUCAAAAGAAAAACUAAUUCCUUAUGUGUACUCCUGCAAAAAUAGUGUAGUGUUGGUGAUUUCCUUGAAGAAAGAAAGCAGUCAGAUCUGAAUCUCAGAGAACCUAGAUCUGAAACUGAUGGCCUUUCCAAAAAGGCUAAAUGAAAUGCUGACUGGCUGAUGUGCUGUGGUGACUCAAGAGAAUGGCCUUUUAGAACUUAUAUCGAAAAGCAAAAUUUGACCAUGUUAACCCGCAUAAUUUUCCUGAUGGCAGUUUGUCAUAUUUUAUACUUCUGUUACAAGUGAAGAUUUUUUUCACAACUAAGGUAAAUGACCACUAUGAAAUGAAAUACGUGAUGAGAGUAUAAUCUCCAGAACUUCCUUGAUAAAAUGUGUACAGCUCGAAGUUGAAAGUGUAAUGGAUCUAUUUAUUUGAUACUUUUGUUUAUGUUGUUAUCAUUUGGAGAUGCAUGUUGUGCUAUAACAAAUGGUUCAAGGAAUAAAAAUUUAUCAGAAGCAAAAAAA